Molecule: messenger RNA, 866 nt
Organism: Melitaea cinxia (Glanville fritillary)
Lineage: Eukaryota; Metazoa; Arthropoda; Insecta; Lepidoptera; Nymphalidae
Exons: 4
Coding region: 1-699 (232 amino acids)
Source: RefSeq, a predicted model, not a curated record
AUGCUUUUCCAAAUUAUCUGUGCAUUUUUCUUGAAACUCAUAAUAAAUUCAGGAAAAGUAUCAAGUUCCGAACAAUGCACCCAGUUUUCAAUACAGUUCUACGAAAUAACAAACCUCGACAAAAUUGAUCAGUUCAAACGUGGUAGUUUCGGAAUACUAAACAAUCUAACGAAGCAAUGCAGAAGUAUAAAUGUAGCUAUCGAGAUAGAUUUAUAUCGAGAAGAAAAAAAAUCAAAACUUUACAAAAAACUUUAUGGAGACGAUUUACAUAAACUCACAGUGAUUUACCCUCUCGAUGAUAACGUAACCGAAGAAAUAGUGUUACCUCCAGAAUGUCCUAUUUCUGAAACUAAAGAGCCCAAAAAAUUUGAUCCCAUCUACGCAUAUUUACCAAUAAAUUCAAGGGAUCCCUACGAUACCGAAAAUACGUUUGAUACUGAACCGAGAAUAUAUUACACAGAUCACACAACUGAAGAUAUGUUAGAAUCAACAGUGGGACCCGAAACUACAGAGAUGAAUAACUAUAGCUAUAUUGCUAAUCCUAGUUUGUUAACAAACAAGAAAAACGACUAUAAAGUUACAAUAAUCGUUUUGUCUACUUUAGCUGGCGUUGCGUCUGUUUCAGUCCUAUCGUACUUCGCGUAUCAUGGUAUAAAAACCAUAUUACAAUCAGGAACUUUUCGUUUUCCCGAUGCAUAAAACUGACAACUAUACAAGAUGGAAGAUAUCACUUUUUAAAUAAGGGAUACCGCAACGGCUUCUUAAUUUAGUUUAAUAAAAAAAACUCUAUAAUGUGUUUUCUUGCUUAGCCCUACUAUUUCAAGUAAUGUUUUGUAAGUCAAUUAUAGUUUUGAUUUUAAAUACUA